Molecule: messenger RNA, 213 nt
Organism: Colletotrichum abscissum
Lineage: Eukaryota; Fungi; Ascomycota; Sordariomycetes; Glomerellales; Glomerellaceae
Exons: 1
Coding region: 1-213 (70 amino acids)
Source: RefSeq, a predicted model, not a curated record
AUGAGCCCAGAGACCGCAGGAGCCCAGACCACCACCCGUCCCUGCCCGUCCUUGCCAAUGAUCCAUCUCGUCAGGUACGUAUUCGCACCAAGUACUCCGUACCUUGGUGCUUUCCUCAGUUCCUACAGGCUGCCACCAAUCAGCCGUGGAUCGUACCUACCCUUAGACUCGACGCAGGAAGGACCAGUCCUAGGCACCUUCUACGACCCGUAG